GCCGGUCUCGCGAGAGCGGCGGCCAUGGCGCUGCUGCGGGCGCUGCUGCUGCUGCUGUCCAGCCCGCGGCUCGUGGAGCGGCUCUCGGAGUCGCGGCCCAUCCGCGCCGCCGCCCGGGUCACCGCCAGCGCCCUCACCCGCGGCCAGCGCGACCUGGCCCCGCGCCUGCUCCGCCUGCGCGACGCCUUCCUCGCCGAGCUCAAGGACGGCGCCCGCGCGCGAGGGUGGCCGUGGCCGCGCGGGCCGGGCCGCGGCGGCCGCCCCGGAUCAGCGCCGUGAUCGCCGGAGGAGCGGGAGGCAGCUGCGGACAGCGCCGGGGAGGAGACGGGAACCGCCGCCGCUGCCCUGCGCCGAGCGCACGGAGCGCGUUGGAAGCGGCGGGUGAAGGGCCCCGGGAGCCGCUGCGGACCCCGGCGGUGCCCGGGCUGGGGAUGGCGAGCUGCGGACUGGACGGUGCGUUCUUCGUCGCGUGGCCUGGAGCGACUCCUCGGGAAAGCAUGAACACGAGAAGCUGCUCCUCAUCGGUUUCAUGGAUUUCCAUUUCAAAGACAGAAUACACGUCCCACGGUUCUCAGGAACAAGCAGACUCAAUUUAUAAUCACCUACAAUGCUGUGAAGAUUGUCACUUUAAGCGCUGAUAAGAAACUUGAAAUAAAAUCACAAUUCUCACAGGA
Messenger RNA from Pyrgilauda ruficollis (rufous-necked snowfinch), 674 nucleotides. It is a transcript of the gene NCBP2AS2, whose product is annotated as NCBP2 antisense 2 (head to head). The record is from RefSeq and is a predicted model, not a curated record. NCBI's taxonomy places the organism in Eukaryota, Metazoa, Chordata, Aves, Passeriformes, Passeridae. Bases 25 to 279 code for a protein of 84 amino acids. The transcript has a single exon.